This is a messenger RNA of Kogia breviceps (pygmy sperm whale), 1352 nucleotides long. It is a transcript of the gene SOWAHC, whose product is annotated as sosondowah ankyrin repeat domain family member C. Gene Ontology annotation, molecular function: protein binding. The record is from RefSeq and is a predicted model, not a curated record. NCBI's taxonomy places the organism in Eukaryota, Metazoa, Chordata, Mammalia, Artiodactyla, Physeteridae.
AGGCUAGUCAGGCCGCUGCUGCGCGCGAGGAGCUUGAGGAGGGGCUGGCCGCGUCGUUCCGGAGCCGGCCAGGUGCGCGGCCGCGGAUGGAGGGUCCAGUGGAGUGCGGGGCCCGGGACCAGGCCGAGCUAGAGCAGCCCGUCGGCGGCGCCCUGGGCGGGACGCACGACCAGCGCGCCCGCGGCCGCUUCAGGGAGCCGGGGCACUCGGCGGCAGACCCCGCCGACCCCUCCGACCCCGCGGACGGCGCCCCGAGCGCGCCCCCGGGGAGGCGGCCCCGCGGCGGCCCCGCGGAAGAGGGCGCGCGGCCCGAGGUGCCUGGCGAUGCCCCGCGGCCCGGCCGCCCCGCGCCCCGGGAGGCGGCGGGCGGCUCCCCGCAGCUGCGGCGCGGCCCCGGGGGCGCGGACGGCUCGGCGGCAGAGGAGGAGGGCGCGGGCGCGCUGACGCUGGACCCGCUGGAGCACGCGUGGAUGCUGUCGGCCGCCGACGGCCGCUGGGACAGCCUAGAGGGGCUGCUGGCCUGCGAGCCCGGCCUGCUGGCCAAGCGCGACUUCAUCACCGGCUUCACCUGCCUGCACUGGGCGGCCAAGCACGGCCGGCAGGAGCUGCUGGCCCUGCUGGUGCGCUUCGCGGGCCAGCACCGGCUGCCGGUGAACAUCAACGCGCGCACAAGCGGCGGCUACACCGCGCUGCACCUGGCGGCCAUGCACGGGCACGUGGAGGUGGUGAAGCUACUGGUCGGGGCCUACGACGCGGACGUGGACGUGCGCGACUACAGCGGCAAGAAGCCCUCGCAGUACCUGAGCCCGAGCACCGCAGAGGAGAUCCGGACCCUAGUGGGCGCCCUGGACGAGGACGAAGCCGAGAGCGCGGCGGGCAGCGGGGGAGGGCGCUGGAGGCUCUCGAGGGUGCUGCCCUCGACCCUCAUCUCCGGCAGGCUCUCGCACGCUCUGGAGGACGGCGGGGACCACCACCACCACCACCAUCACCAUCACCAUCACCUGGCCGAGGGAUUGGCUGCGGGCAAAGCGAAGGAGCCGGGUCGCAAAGCCUCGGGCAGCUCUAGUGGGCGGAUGAAACCCAGACUCAACAAAAUCCGCUUCCGAACCCAGAUCAUCCACACCACACCCUCUUUCAGAGACCCGGAGCAGCCCCUGGAGGAGGGGGAGGACGAAGAGGAGGACCGGUCUUUUAAAGGCCACUCAUCCUCAUUCAAAUUGAGACCCAAGUCCAAUGUAUUCGGGUAAAAAUGAUUUCUUUUAGAACGUUCUAAGACUUGUUUGUCGUCUUAGGAAUAGGGUACUAGGUGUACACAAGGAAGUGAGACCAGAAAAGACUGAAGCUAAAUGCUG